Messenger RNA from Pomacea canaliculata, 11391 nucleotides. Its product is annotated as formin-like protein CG32138. Bases 199 to 3324 code for a protein of 1041 amino acids. Gene Ontology annotation, biological process: cortical actin cytoskeleton organization; cell migration; regulation of cell shape. The record is from RefSeq and is a predicted model, not a curated record. Gene Ontology annotation, cellular component: cytosol. Gene Ontology annotation, molecular function: actin filament binding; small GTPase binding. NCBI's taxonomy places the organism in Eukaryota, Metazoa, Mollusca, Gastropoda, Architaenioglossa, Ampullariidae. The transcript has 31 exons.
AUAAGCUCUUUCAAUGACGUCAUAGGUACGGCAGGCGACUGCGCCUGGGAUUUCCGCCUUCGUUGAAUGUACCCAUGGAAUAUUUUGGCUAAACUAUGGGCAGGCGAAAAGACAUACACCUUCCUCGUUAGGAAGGGGGAAAAACAUUGUAUUAGUGUGAUGUGAGUGGUGAUCGGAGCACAAAACUAAACUGCAUCCAUGAAAAAGAUGGGAAUCAGCGAGAGUCGCAACUUAGACCAUCGCUUGGAGAGUCGAGGCUUCGAACAACGAAAGGCUUCAAUGCCCAUCCGCUUGCCGAUGCCAGACUCUUCGGAGCUGGAGCGACGGUUCACUAAGGUUUUGGCAUCUAUGGAUUUACCUCCUGACAAGGCUAAAGUGUUAAAAGGCUAUGAUGAUGAAAAGAAAUGGGACCUUAUCUGUGAUCAGGAGAGGGUACAUGCCAAAGACCCUCCAAAUGUAUAUCUUGAUAAACUUCGGACAUACUUAGACCCUAAAGCCACACGCAGCUCAAGACAGAGAAUGUGCAUUGCAAUACACAACAUGGUAACUUUCCCCCAGUGCUCUGACAGUUUUAUGGGUGCAUAUGAGAUUCCUGUUCCAUUUUUUACUAAGCGCAAGAUGCUGGGUGACUCCACUUCAACCCAAGUUUUACGUGACUUGGAAAUAUCACUCCGCACCAACCACAUAGAGUGGGUUCGGGAGUUUCUCAGCGAGCAAAACCAGGGACUGGAUGUACUAGUAGACUACUUGUCCUUUACACAAGUGGUUAUGAGGCGAGAGCAGCUCCUGAACACCGAAAAGACUUCCAGCCUCGACUCUGGGCUGAGCCAAAGUCCUCGUCGUUACCUACGGCGUGCCAACACCAUUGGCUCACCUCGAGCAUCAAAGUACAACAGCAAGCUCAACAUGGGGGAGGCACGGGAUGAUGUUCAUGUUUGCAUCAUGUGUCUGCGAGCUAUAAUGAACCAUCAGUAUGGAUUUAAUCUUGUGAUAGCUCACAAGCAUGCCAUUAACUGUAUAGCUCUGAGUCUCAACCAUAAAAGCUUAAGAACAAAGGCUCUAGUGCUGGAACUUUUGGCUGCAGUGUGUUUAGUCAGUGGAGGUCAUGAUAUCAUUCUCUCAGCUUUUGACAACUUCAAAGAGGUUUGUGAAGAACGACACAGAUUUGAGACACUCAUGGACUACUUCAAGAAUUAUGAUGAAUUCCACAUUGACUUUAUGGUGGCCUGCAUGCAGUUUGUCAACAUUGUAGUGCACUCUGUAGAAAAUAUGAACUUCAGAGUUCAUCUACAACAUGAGUUCACACAAGCUGGCCUGGAUGAAUACCUAGAGAAACUACGACACACUGAGAGUGAUCGGCUUGCAGUUCAAGUGCAUGCAUACUUAGACAACAUGAUAGAUGUGGCUCAGCUUCUUGAAGACUCAGAAACCAAAACAGAUGCUUUGGAGAAGGUGGCCGAGCUUGAAGAUGAGCUGUCCCAUCUCAGUGAGCAUCUGCAGGAAGUUGAGGAUGAGGCCAUGGCAAAAACAGUUGAGUUGGAGAAGCAGCUUUCAGAGUCAAACUGCCAGGUUCAACACCUUAAGGAAUUACUUGAAAAGUAUGAGAGCGAAAUGGACAAUUUACGCAAAACAGUAACUGAGAAGGAUGAGGAAUCACGGAAGCGCCAGAGUUUGCUGGAUGCCAAACUGCAAGAGUUGGAACAUAUAAAAUCUAUUUCUGGGCCAGGUGGACCUAUUCCAGGCAUCCCUCCUGUCUCAUACCCAUCUCCUGCUGCAAUACCCCCACCCCCUCCUCCGCCUCCCCCUCCACCACCCCCUCCCCCAACUGGUGCAGUCCCACCUCCACCUCCUCCUCCAGGUGCAGCUGUUUUGAAUAUGGACGCAAUGACUAUCAAAAAGAAAAUCCAGACCAAGUACCGACUGCCCAUCCUCAACUGGACUCCCCUCAAGCCACAGCAGGUCAAAGGAACAGUUUUUGCAGAACUGGAUGAUGAGAAACUAUAUAAUUUGAUAGACUUCAUUGAGUUUGAAGAAACUUUCCGGCUUGGGCCUGCUGGUGCUUUUCAUCUUUCGGAGAAUGGAACACCAAAGGCUUUGAAGAAGAGCAAAAAGCAAGAAACCAUCAGUCUUUUAGAACCUAACCGUCUGCGUAAUGUGGCAAUCACAAGGAGAAAAAUUGAAAUGAGCAAUGAAGACAUUCAGAAAGCCAUCAAUGGACUAGACCUGAAGCGGUUGCCAUUGGACAUUGUUGACAUCCUUUUGACUGUUCUUCCUAAUGACCAGGAGGUCAAAGCAUACAAGCAGUAUGAACGGGAUCGACGACCUGUGGACCAACUUUGUGAUGAGGACAAGUUCAUGCUACAGAUGGUCAAGGUUGAACGCUUGUCCCACAAGCUGACUAUCAUGAGUUUCAUUGGCAACUUCUUUGAUAAUCUUCAUCACUUGCAACCUCAAAUCAAUGCAAUCAUAGCUGCCUCUAUGUCUCUCAAGAACUCUCAGAAGUUCAAGAAACUGAUGGAAAUAAUCCUGGCUCUUGGAAACUACAUGAACAGCAACAAGCGUGGGGCGGCAUAUGGCUUCAAACUGCAGAGUCUGGACAUGCUUGUGGACACCAAAUCAGGAGACAAGAAGACCACAUUGAUGCACUUCCUGGUGCAGACUGUGCAGGAUAAGUUCCCAGAGAUGAUGAACUUUGACUCUGAACUUAGGUUCCUCGAUAAAGCAGCAUUAGUGUCGAUGGAGAACAUCACGACAGACAUGCACGAGCUGGAAAAAGGGAUGGAGCUAACAAAACGCGAGUACACAUCACGUAAAGAUUCUCGUGAUUGCCCUAUCAUUCUCAAAGAUUUCUUGACAAAUGCUGAAGAGCGCUUCAGGAAACUUGUUGCUGAUGUGAAAACUGCUCAGGAUUCUUACACCAAAGUAGUAGAGUACUACGGAGAGAGUGCAAGGAACAUUUCUCCUGCAAAUUUCUUUUCACAAGUAGUUCGUUUUGUGAAUGGUUUCAAGCAAGCCAUGUUGGACAAUGAACGCAGGCACAAGCUGGAGGCAGGUCUAAUUCAACCUGAGAUGCAGAUGGUGAACAAGAAGAAGGAUAAGAAAAUGACACAGGAGGCUAUGAUUGCAGAAAUGAAGAAUCGGAAUCGAGAGAUCAAAGAGAAGCGGCGGCUACUUAAGCAGGAUGAGGUUUAUCAUGGCGCUUUGGAAGACAUAUUGUUGGACUUGAAAAAUGAGCCCUACAGACGAGCUGAUGCUCUGCGCCGCAGCCAACGCCGGCGUGUGGAAAACUUGGUUCAGCUGCCAGGACGUGGAGAGGUCUUCUAGAAUGCUUAUUUUAAAGCAUCAACUGGUCUCAGUCAUGAUUCGGCUUAAUGCACAGCUUCUCUGUGCAGCAGCCCAAUCUCACUGUAAUUUACUUUGUCUCAGGAUAUGGAUUCAGGAUGCACAAAUGUCAUCCUCCACUUUCCUUAAGCUUCAUUCUAACGUUUACACCAAAAAGACCAAGUUUCUGGAGUUCUUCAUGCCUGAUGGAGGGUAUGCCAUACUCUGACAUUGUGUCACAUGAGAUUCGUAUUCAAGUGUCUUCAUUAUCAGGACAGUUGGAUGCAGUGUAUGUGUAGGUGGAGUGAUCAGCAGUCAUGACUGUUGCCCACAAGCAGCAGGAAUGACCUGCUAAAAGUUUUAAACUUUCAAAAACCUUUGAGCUCUUGAGGUGAUGGCUAAUGUUUCCAGAUCCUCAGGUGAAAGCACUUGAACAGAUCAGUAUAGUCAUGGGAGCCUACAGAGUAUCCUGAUACAAAAUCUUGUCAGGAGCUAAUACUACACUUUUAUCUUGUGACUGAUGUGUACAGGUAUUUCAGUAGGCAAGGUUUCCAUCAGGGAAAUGAAAGUGCUUAGGUCAAGUCUUCCUGCCCAGUCCACUUUUAUCCCUCUUUCUUCCCAUGUACUAUUCCUUUUUCGCUACCACAGAUUGCAUGUCAUAUUCAGUCCACAUGUAAGGUAUGAGAUGCUGGAGUGUUAGCUUUUGUUUGAAAUUUUGUUUACUUGUGGCCCUGUUAGUUCCUGUGGUGAUUGUGCACUUGUGGAAUUAUGUGUGGGAGUCUUAACUAAGAUAAACUAAAUGUUAAAAUACUUUUUCCCCUGAGUGGAAGGAGAUAUUUCCAUUUUACCUCUCAAUACAAACAAGAACAAAAUGGAUGAUGCUCUAUUUCAGAAAGCUCACAUUUCUAGUUAUAAAGAUAGAACUGAAAACAGUCUAGCUAAAACAUAACAAGAGAAUAGUACUUGAAGGAAUUCUAAUUCUUUUAUAAGAAGAUGACUUCCAAAACAAUUUUGUGUUUUUGCGGUUUAUUCGAGAAGUUGGCUUUAUUUUAAAAUUUCUUUUCACUUGUGACUGUGACUCUGUGUCAGUGCAUUUGUGUUAAAUGAUUUUUACUUUUAAGCUGUUUAUCAUUAGAGAGCCCUACAUAAUUCCAAAACUUGUAAGUGUGCAGGUAGAGGCUGAGGCCUUUUUAUGCCAUCCUACCAAAUAUUAGCUACUUCGUAUGAUACUUAAUUGGGGAUUUGGGGGUUGGAAAGAGGACAUUGUUAAUAAAACAAAAUAACUUGUGUAAAUCAAUGUGCUGGUUCCCUCAUAAAGAAAACUGUUUACCAAUUUAUCAGUACAUCCUUAUAUUUUUGUUUGUGUAUUUUAAGAGUGAUAUUGUGUUCUUAGUAUGUCUGUGUCCUUGUUAUAAAUGACAUUAGAUACAUUUUUCAAAAGUUGUGUGCAGUGACAACUAACCCUUAAUAAAAACAUUUACUCCAUAUACCUACAAGGUGCUUGUACUGAUAUGAUAUGAAUAUUGUUUUAAGAUAUUUGAUAACUGGCAUCAUAGAGGAAGCAGAAUUAUAUAUGACUUGCCCUCUAUUCUGCAAUAAGAGAUGAGUCUUGAUCAUCUUGUAGUCUUGCCAAAUGCUGACUUUCCUUGCUGGACAGAAAAUGAACAUGUGCAUUCUUGUAGUAACACUGCAACAGAGCUGUUUAACCUCUCCAUUUGUAUUUGAAGGCAACUGUUAUAACUGGUAAGAUUUUUUUUUUUUUUUUCUCAGAAGACUGUGCUGAUUCCUAGUAUGGUAGAAUUUUGAAUGAUGGCACUGGUAAAGAGUGCCAAACCAUAAAUAAAUGCUUAAAAGGUUUUUUAGUCUUUUAAAACUCUCUGUUAUCAGGUUUAUGGGGUACUUGAAGAUUCUGUCCAGAAAAAUCUUAAGUAUUGUACAGUAAAUUUUUCUUUUGCACUUUAACAGAUCCUGGACAUUGUCUUCAACUUAGUUUAUCACCAGCAGCAGCUCAUUAUCUCAUCCUUUAGCAAAUGGAGAUGGGUAGGGAAGAAGACUUGGGUCUUAUGUAUUUUUGUAUUAGCAUUCUUACAAGUUGAUUGGAAGUGAUCGAUCUUCAACCACAUAAAUUGUGAUUGCAGUAAGAAGGGCAUAUAUGAUCACAAAAUGGGCUUAAAAUUUGAAGACAGAUUUUGCACAAAUGUUUAAAGUGCAGUUGAAACUGAUUUUGUAUGAAGCACUGAUAUAAAGGCAGACAGAUGCUUGUCUACUGGACUAGUCAUUUGUCCUAACAUUGGGCAGGUGGACACUGCUGUUGGUAUUUAAGCAUCCAAGUUUAUGACCUUUUUUGAAACAGAGACAAUGAAAUGCAACAGAAAUUCCAGUGGUUUCGAUGAAAAGAAGACAGUCCUUCAUUAUUUUAAUUCAGCCUUUAGUUUUCAGUGGGAAGCAAAUGAUGUCAUUAGUCCAAUGAAGAGAAAUGUGAGGGUAGCCUUCCCUCAGACAUUAUCCCCAUCCAUAGCACUUCUACAUUUGGUUCCUUUUGAUUUUUAAAAAUUUGGAUAGCUUACUGUUCUAAAAAAAAGACUACAAAUUAAAAACAACAGUCAUAAUCAAGAAAGAACUUGGCUCUCAAAUAUAAUUAGGAUUCUGAGGGCUUAUUUAUUAAUUUUCACUUUUAUUCCAAGUUGUCACUAGGUGGUAAAGUCAAGAAACAACAAUGUAUUUGGGAGCAUAUGUGCACAAACCCACUUUAGGAAGGUUGUCUAGUGUGGUGGUUGGUGCGUGUCUGUGAAGCAGAAGGUCACUGGCUCCAGAGCCUGUUGUGGCUUGGAAACACCUGCCUGCUUAGGAUCUUUUCAGAUGAAAGGAGUACCUCAUUGACACUAAGCUAUGAUUGUUUACCUAACCCACAGAGAGAAAGAGGGUUGGAAAGGGGAGGUUGGCCUACUCAUGCACAUGGUUGUCAGGCAGCUGUACUGUGCUCAGUAGUGAAUGUAUUCUUAAUAUUUGCUUCAGUGACUGAAUAUUUGUGCUUGUAAACUGUAGAAAUGGCUGCCAAGGGAAUGUUUACACCCACAGAAAUAAAAAGCAUGUUUGUUUAUACGUAACAAUGUGAAAUGAUACUGAAAUACAGUUUAAGUCAGGGGAAAAAAUUCUAUCAAGGUUGAAAGAUUACAUUUCAUGUAUAUCAUAUCUCUUCCACUGUUAAUAGUAUGUUUCUUGUUGAUAGCACUGUUGCACCUGAUCUAUAUAAAUGUAGACAUAUAAUUUACAUAAGAAAAACAGGCUAUAUAAAACCUUAGCUUUUACUUAUGCAUGAAUAUGGUUUUAUUGACUUUGUAUUCUUCGUGGAAGUAUUGGUCUUUUGCUUCUUUUUCUCUGUGUACCUUUCUAGUCAAUGGCAUGUUUUUCCACAAGACGUCCAUUGUCUUUAACACAUACAAGCAAAUCAGUUGAAUAUGUGACUGAAAGAGCAUGUGAUGAGAGCAAGAAAGCUGUUGGAGGGACAUUAUCUAUUAAAUGUAUGUAUAGAUUUGUUGGAACCUUAAGUAUUCAUAAACAUACUAUUUUUGAUGGUUUAACUUGUUUAUUAUCUUCCAGGCAGAUAUGUAGAAAGAUCUACAAAUUGUACCUCAGUUAAAUAGUCUUGUUAAUUUUCUGUUCACUUUACCACCUAUCACAGAAUAUUAUAAAUCUUAAUUAGCCUUGUAGUAAAUUUUUGCCUACAUUCAUUGAAUUCACACUUUUAUAUGGGAGGUAGCUUAAAGAUACAGUCCAACAUUUCUUUUUCCUCUUUAUGUUUGAUUAUUUUUAAAAUGUUAACUUUCUUAAUGCUUCAGUCCCCUAGAAUUAAGUAGAAACAAGGAGUGGAAUGCUAAAUAAAUAAAGUUGAUGUCUAGGAAAUAGUGAUUUCAUCAGAAAAGCAGAAACAGCUAUAUGACCCUCACUAAACUCUCAGGCACAGAGCAAGUGAAGCAGCGCUUCCAUUUCUCUAGUAUUUUGUAGGUGCUUGUUUUGUCCAGGAUUAAGGCAUCCUAACUGGGUAAUUCUAAGAGGAUCUGCUGCCUGAGAAAAUGCAUUGAAAUUGAUAGUUGACUGUUGUGAGAUGCAGAAAGACCAAAUUUUCAUAUCUAGCUGAGAACAGAACUGUUCAUUUUUUUCAUUAGUAUUGGUCAGGUUUAACUUUUUCUCAAAGUCUUUAUGACUAUUCUUCAUCUGAGAUGGAGAAAGGAAUUCUUUUGGAGGUUGGGGGGUUGUGUUUCAAGUUGCAUAUAACCACUGACAGGUCAAUAAUCGUACGAUAACUGUAAAGGUCCAUUAUUCACUAGUUUUUUAUUCUUUUUUUGAAAUGAUGCAUCCUUGUACUUAUCAUAACAAGACUGAUUGCUAAUGCAAUCUGAUUACAAACCCCAAUCAUUAGUCUGUCUGGAAUAACUUUUCACUGUUUUUCCUUUUGAGAUUGAUGCAUUUGUUUUUAUUCAAUCUCUCAUGAUUUGUUAUUCACCACUUACACAUGGACAUUAAAUGAAUAUUUUUGCUCAGAAUAAACAUGUUUUCUUGAUGGCAUGAAGAUUUCAGGCAAACAGUGUUGCUUUGGAAAAAAUAUAAAGGCUUACAUUUCUCAAGAUUCUUUUAGAUACUGGUCAGUGCUGCUGAAAAUUAAAUUACUAUUUGCAAAUUGUAAAGGCAUCAAGUUAAGCAUAUUUGAGAAUGGAUUAAUUCUUUUUGAGCAUGUAUUUUAAAUCUUAUUUGCAAUUUUAUUGUAUACUCUGAUGUUUUAAAUAAUUUUGAGAUGUAGACAUGAGGUUAGUAACUUCAGACCAGAUGGAAACCUGAUGAUAACAAAUAGAUUUAUACAGAAAUUUAUGUGAAAAGUGACUAAAAUUUAAAUACUACAGCCUAUAGAAAUGCAUCUACUUUCCUUAAUUAAAAAUAAUCAGUCCACAACAAUGUUGAACGAUAGUGACAUCACAUUGAAGCAAGUUUUUAAGCCUAUUAAUAUCAUGAAAACAUUUUAUAUUUUACAAUGUUCUCAAGAUCUCAUACCAAAAAGAAUUUCAAAAUUUAAACAAGGAACUCUUCAUAAAAACAGUUGUGGAAUGAAAUCAGAAUUUUUUUUUUUAGGAGUUUGAAUGUCAUGUCUGACUGUGUAUUGAGUGUACAAUGAGGGUAAAUUACAUAGAAAUAAAUGAAGGAAUUUAAACAUAUUGAAAAAAUACUGCAUUUCGAUAAUCUGUGUAAACACUGCUGCCUGUGCCAAAAUUAUAAUUUUGUUUGGCUGCAUUUAAACACUUGUUUGCUUUGUGUGUGUGUGAAUGUUUGCUACAGCAAUAGAAACAACAUAGAAGGGAAUUAUAUAAGUAAACUUGAUAAUAUAUAAUGAAUAUUUCGAAUGCCUAGAUAAUUUUUAAUAUUGUGCUGUAAAGAUUUGGUUGCAUGGAAUUGUCCAUUGUUAUAUAUAUUUUUGGUGUAAAGUAUAAGCAGGUGCGUAUCAUAAACCACUGGUGAUAUCAGUUUUUAUUCUAGAUGUCUAGUCCUCUGCACCAGACAGUCUUUGAUUUUAAACUCUCACCCAAUCAUGCAGUUAUCAGUUUCUAUUAGUGCAUUAAAGGCUUACAUUUUCUUGAAACUCAAAAUGGUUCUAGAACCACUGGCAGUACUGUUUAUGCUGUUUUUGUUCACAUGCUUGUUUUUAAUUGGAGCUAGUGUUCUUUUUGUGUUUCAUAUAUUGAGUUUGUAUUGUUUCACUGAGUUUUUGUUUUUAAUUUUGUAAAUGCUGCUUUGACUGAAACAGUUGCAGCUUUUAAACUCAGCUUGGCAAAUAAGUUGGAUGAAGAAAGCAUGGAAACUGGCUGGCUUAAAAAACAAACAAAUUAAAGACUAUUUAGUGUUCCCUACCUCAAAGCACAUUUAUUCAUUUGCUCACAAACUGCUUCUCAUCUAAGUUCCAUUUCCAUGUAUACAUAGGAUACAGCUUUUUUAAAAAAAGUCACUGAGCUGGAACAGUGAUAUCUUUUUUACUCAAGGAGAUACCUGGGACCAAUUUUUCAGGUCUUGCGCAUCUGUUUUUUUCUCUAUGUAUUUUUUCACACAGCACCAUAAAUCAUCUUGUAAAACAUAACUAUAGUUUUAAAGUGGCCUUAUUCUGGUUUGGGCGGCCCAAAAUGUGAGCAAAUAUUUCAAAAUGGCUAUCUUCUACAAAACAUUUAAAGCUGGUCUUGCUUAUUCAUAAAAGGGUGUAAAAGAAAGUGAAUUUAACAGGGGUUGUAGUUUGUUAAUGGGAUGUCUGCAUUUAAUAUUAUUGAAGCUGCGCAGUAGGGAAUCAAGAAUGAGCCUAGCACUGAGAAAAAUUUCUGUAUCUGGGCAAAGUAAUUCAGAGAACAAGACUUGUUGCCAUGUUUAAGGUUAGAAACAGAAACCGCCAUCCUGAAAUUUCUUGGAUGACUGGGACUCCCAAAAUCCAGUAAUAAAAAAGUGCUUAUUAAGUGCCUUUAGCUAAAGCAAUGAAAGCUUCAUUUGAUGUGUAUCAAACAUUUGAGACUUCCAUCGUCGAGCUCUAAAUAGUCAUUAUCAGUUUGUUGCUGUUAUUUCAGACUUUAAUUUCACUGCCAUGGUAACCAUCUUCUUGCCCUACAUUAUCAAAUGUAAAAAUAUAACUUUUAUUGUUUGAAACCAGCCAUUUCCCAUGCAAGUUCUUUCUUCUCAACCCCUAAUCGGUUUUGUUUUGUUUGUUUGUUUAUAAAUAGCAAGAAUUAAUCUAUAAACCAGAGUAUUUAAUUAACCAUUUUCCUAAAAAGUGAACUAAUUUGUUUGGUGUCAGAAAUAGCAAUAAGUUUCAUAAAAAUGCUGUAAGAGGCCUGAAGACACAUUGCAAACAGUUUUUCAAGUUCAAAGUAGCAUAUAUGCUUUAGGCAUAGCUCAAGGCUUGGGUGAUGUGUGCAAUCAUGAUUGAUAUGAUUGCAAUGUGAUAACAGUUUGUUGAUAGCCAUUUUGAAAUGCGUAAAUUUACAGAUUUAAAACUAAAUGUUGGAUAUUAAAUUUGCCCUUGAUGAAAGAUGGCAGACAAACUUGAAUAGCCACCUUUGUUACUUGUGGCCUCAACUUGGCGUUUUGUUGGGCUGUGCACAUGUAAAUUUUGUGCUAUUCACCCAGCCUUCUAUGACCUUUGUCUGAUGAUGUUUAUAAAACAUAACAAAAGCACUUUUUGCUAUUUAUCGAAUAUUCCGAAACCAGAGAGGUAAACAUGAGAGGCAAGUUUCAUCAAAGUGGUGAUUGACUAAAUAUAUAUAUGUGUGUGUGUAUGUGCACGAAUGCUUAAAAAACAAUAUACAUUGCAUCCGUACAAAGUUUUCUUACCAGAGUAAUUCAUUAUGCAGUAAUCAGUUCUCAACAGUGUAAUGCUCAUUUAUUAGGGUAAUUAUCUGGCAGUUUCUUGACAUUUCACCUUUGCAAGCUCUGUUGAAGAGCUUCAGCUUGGCUCACAUCUAUUUGCUAGAAGCAAAAUUUCUCAAGUUUUAUAUUUUUGAUUUUAAAUUGUGCCUUUAUUCACAAGCUUUGGCAUACAGUUUUUCGCAAAACUAUAAUUAUUGCUGUCUCCAGCAGGAGAAAGUCCCUUUUAUGUUUUAGUGGAUCAUAUGAGCAUAAUGAUAUAAUUUUGGUUAUCAUCAGUAUCACUUCUUUUACAGGAUUUUUAGCACAUGUAUGUUUGCAUGCAUGGGAGUAUAUGUCUGCAACAACUUAUUUGUUAAAGUGUGUGUAUGGUAUGGAUGUAUUUGUAUGAAGGUACAUGCUUGCACAGUGACAUGCACACUCCGUUCUUUUUUUUUUUUUUUUUAAAACAUCUGUACAUAAGUAUUCUGCACAUAUGACCUUACAUAAUUCAUUACCACAUUUCAUGAAUAUUCCCUUCUGUCUUCUUUUGCUGUGUGAACUGCAGUUAGAUGUUAUACCUUUGUUACAUGUAUAACCUAAUUAAAGUGUCAGUUUUCCCUUCUUUUUUGUACCAACGACUUUUUGUAUUGCCAUUGUGCCAUUAAAAAAUGCAGAAAUGAAAUAAAGAUCAGAAGCUUA